AUGGCGGCGGUUCAGCCUCAGGACGACCUGCUGAAGAUGACCCACCGGGAGAACUGGAGGGUGCAGCAUGAGCGGCUGCACAUCAAGCACCGGGGUCAUGAGGCCAUGCAUGCGGAGAUGGUGCUGAUCCUCAUCGCCACGCUGGUGGUGGCCCAGAUCGUCCUGGUGCAGUGGAAGCAGAGGCAUCACCGCUCCUACAACCUGGUGACUCUGGUCCAGAUGUGGGUGGUCCCACUUUACUUCACCAUCAAGCUGUACUGGUGGAGGUUCCUGUCCAUGUGGGGGAUGUUCUCCGUCAUCACCAGCUACGUCAUCUUCAGAGCCACCCGCAAGCCGCUGUCCUGCAGGACCCCCAGGAUGGUCUACAAGUGGUUCCUGUUGAUCUACAAGCUGAGCUACGCUGUGGGCGUCCUGGGCUACCUGGCCAUCAUGUUCACCAUGUUCGGCUUCAACGUCUUCUUCAGGAUCAAGGCGGAGGACUCCAUGGACGUGGGCGUCAUCAUGCUGUUUUAUGGCCUCUACUACGGCGUCAUGGGCCGAGACUUUGCAGAAAUCUGCUCUGACUACAUGGCUUCUACGAUCGGGUACUACAACAAGGGCGGCAUGCCCAGCAGGAGCCUGAGCGGAGACAUCUGCGCCGUGUGCGGUCAGAGGAUCCUGGUGGAGGUGGAGGAGGAGGGACUUAUAGAAGACACCUUCCAGCUGUCCUGCGGUCACAUAUUCCAUGAGUUUUGCAUCCGGGGCUGGUGCAUUGUGGGUAAGAAGCAGACGUGUCCUUACUGCAACGAGAAGGUGGACCUGAAGAGGAUGAUGAACAACCCCUGGGAGAAAACCCACGUUUUGUACGGCCAGUUGCUCGACUGGCUGCGGUAUUUAGUUGCCUGGCAACCCAUCAUCAUCGGCAUCGUUCAUGGAAUAAACUUCUCUCUGGGCCUGGAGUAGAGCCCUGAGGAACCCCGCUACAGGAUUAUCUGCAGUCAGCGCCACAAAGGACUGCUUCAGGCUGCUGUUUUGAACUCUUGCUGAAUUUCCUGCAGGAUUAAUUCUGUCCCAUAACUUUAACUUCAGAGGUUGCUGCAAAAUCAAGCUGCUGCCAGCACAAAGGAAACUUCAGGCACAGAUCCAGUAUUUUAUGCUGUUUCUUGCAAUCGGGUUUUGUUUAAAUGAAACAUUAAUUCAUCUUGUAUUAUCUAAUUAGGUUUUAUUUGCACACUCUUUGCUGCUGGAUUUUUUGACUCCAGUAAUGAAUUUCUGCUUUAUUUAUCUAAAGCUCUUUGCACAGUGUUUACAUAAGGACUUCUCUGUCCACAUGGUUCUGGUUACUCCUAAAAGCUGUUUUUCAGGUCUGGUUGUUUUAAAUGUUUCCUUUGGAGCUCACGUUUUAUUUAAAUAUUGUCCAUUUAAGUUAAUUUCAGAGGUAAAUUAUUGGUUUGUCCUAAACCAUCAACACAGAGAAUAAGUGCUUUUCUGAAAAAUGCGGGAAUUUGAUUUUAAAGUGUCAAAAAAGUCCGUUUUGUCAAAUGAAAUAUUUAAUUGCCAAAACCUCUGAAUCUGACUUUGUAUUUAAUAAAUAAUUCAGAAAUA
This is a messenger RNA of Poecilia latipinna (sailfin molly), 1584 nucleotides long. It is a transcript of the gene rnf175, whose product is annotated as ring finger protein 175. Gene Ontology annotation, biological process: ERAD pathway. The coding region runs from base 1 to 942 and encodes 313 amino acids. The record is from RefSeq and is a predicted model, not a curated record. Gene Ontology annotation, cellular component: Golgi membrane; endoplasmic reticulum membrane. Gene Ontology annotation, molecular function: ubiquitin protein ligase activity; metal ion binding. NCBI's taxonomy places the organism in Eukaryota, Metazoa, Chordata, Actinopteri, Cyprinodontiformes, Poeciliidae. The transcript has 9 exons.